Molecule: messenger RNA, 2041 nt
Organism: Mucor mucedo
Lineage: Eukaryota; Fungi; Mucoromycota; Mucoromycetes; Mucorales; Mucoraceae
Product: WD40-repeat-containing domain protein
Exons: 7
Coding region: 57-1865 (602 amino acids)
Biological process (GO): mRNA splicing, via spliceosome
Molecular function (GO): protein binding
Source: RefSeq, a predicted model, not a curated record
UUCUUUUUCUUUUUUUUUUUUUUUUUAAUCUUGUACAUAGUAAGGAAAAUAAAAUAAUGGACGGUCUGCUUUCAGAAAAAGAUAUUGAAAAUGCACUGGAAAAACUUACAGUCGAGGAAGAGAAAUUAGACCAAGCAAUUGCUACCGAACAACAAGAAGAAAUAGACACAACCUCAUUCAUUAGAAAUAAGAGUAGUGUUUCUCAAAGUGACCAUGCUAAAAAGAGAAGAAGUUUGGCAACGUAUAACCAACAUGUUGGGAUUCAAAAUUCUCAUAUCCAACCCACCGACGAUAUUUUUAACUCGAACGAUCCACGCCUUAAAGAGGAUAUCAUCGCUAUAAUCAUGCAAUAUUUACAAGAUGAAGGCUACCAUGCUUCCCAGUCAGUUCUAUAUGAUGAAACCAAUGUUAAAUGGAAAGAAAGGGAAGAGCGUACAUUAGAAGUAAAACGUCUAAAGAAGGCGAUUCUUGACGGUGAUUGGCAAGAAGUCGAGAAAUUAUGCACAAAACCUUUGGUCAAGAAUCAUCGAUCAUUUCUUUAUUCUGUCUACAAACAACAAUAUUUGGAAUACUUGGAGAGACGUGAAAUCCAAAAAGCAUUCACAUUUUUAAACAAGCGAUUAAAGCCACUUGAACAUUUUCAGACAAAACCUAAUGAAUUUAAGGACAUGUGCUAUUUAUUGACAGCCAAAUCUAUCCAUGAAGCACCCAGUUUCAAAAAUUGGGAAGGUAUUAUGGCUUCAAGAGAAGGCUUGGUAGAUCAGCUUCAAAGCAUGUUGGAAUUUGAAACUGCCGAUCGCACUGGAAAUCGUCAUAUACCACCUGAUCGUCUAUUGGCUUUGCUUCGUCAAGCGGUUGCCUAUCAAAUUGAAUUUUCUCGUUAUCAUCCAAAGAUUGCUCCUACCGUAAACUCGUUGUUGGAUGACUAUACUAGUUUUGUGAUACCCAAUGCAGUAGGUGCUACUUUGACAGGUCAUCAAGGUAAUGUCAAAUGUAUAGAAUUCAUUGGUGAGGAAGGAAAGAAGAUUGUGUCAGGUUCAAGUGAUAAUACACUUCGUAUUUGGGAUACGGAAUCUGCAAAGUGUCUGGAUGUUUUGCAUGGCCAUCGUUCACGUAUUUGGGAUCUCUCCACCACUCAUCAAGGUGAUUUCGUUGCUAGUGCUAGUGGUGAUUCAACUGUCAAGAUUUGGAACCUGAAGAACGCGAAAGCUACUUGUGCAGCGACAUUAAAUGGCCAUGCCGGUGAUGUCUAUUCAGUUAAAUAUCAUCCCAACGAGAGCCAUUUAGUAACGGGUGGAUAUGACAAGACUGUUCGAUUAUUUGAUGUCAAUACCGGUGCUAUCAUAAAGACAUUUCCAGGCCAUCAAUUGGCUGUUACAAAAACCAUCUUUAAUCCUCUUGGUAACUUGGUAAUUAGUGGGUCCAAGGAUAAUACCAUUAAGUUUUGGGAUAUCGUGUCAGGUUUAUGUAUUCGUACAAUUUCUUCUCAUCUUGGCGAAGUGACAUCCGUUGAGAUGAACUCUAGCGGAACUCUAUUGUUAAGUAGCUCAAAGGAUAACUCGAACCGUCUUUGGGAUGUUCGUAUGGUUCGCCCCAUUCGUAAAUUAAAGGGUCAUCAAAACACAUCCAAGAAUUUCGUAAGAGCCAAAUUUGCGGAUAAUAAUUUGAUUGUGGGAGGAAGUGAGGAUGGUAUUGUGUAUAUCUGGGAUCAAGAAACAGGCGAAGUUCUGCAAAAAUUACGUGGUCACCAAGGUGUUGUAUAUGACUCUGCAUGGAACGCUAAGCAGGGUAUGCUUGCAAGUUGUAGUGAUGACCAAACGGCAAAAGUAUGGUGGUAUGAUGACGCUGUCCCUCUGGAAAUUUAAAUACAAGAUACCUCUAAAUAAAAAAAGAAAAAACAUUUUUUUAUUAUUAUUACAAUUCUAUAAUUUUAAUUUAUUUUGUCAAUGGUAGGUAUGCGACGUUUAUAAAGACCGGCUUUAUAUAUAGCCAUGGAUAGUAUAGAUAGGGCACCGAUACCAAGAACUAUACCUAUACGGAA